Molecule: messenger RNA, 3189 nt
Organism: Saccostrea cuccullata (small rock oyster)
Lineage: Eukaryota; Metazoa; Mollusca; Bivalvia; Ostreida; Ostreidae
Product: cytochrome P450 3A29-like
Exons: 14
Coding region: 81-1637 (518 amino acids)
Molecular function (GO): oxidoreductase activity, acting on paired donors, with incorporation or reduction of molecular oxygen; heme binding; iron ion binding
Source: RefSeq, a predicted model, not a curated record
AUUCGGCGUGCCAUAGCUGAAAGUGAAAGUAGGCCAAAGCCAAAAGUCACUAAUUCAGCACUAGUAUACUAACCAUCUGAAUGGACCUACAUCUCUGCUGUUUGUUGGAUUCUUGGGCAUUGUCAUUGGCUGGGAUUGUUGUCGUCGUUUUUCUUUUGUUAUGGCUGCGGCGUCGAGAAGCGGAGGAUUACCAGAGAAGGACGGGGAUACCUGCCCCGGAGGGAAUCCUUCCUCUGAUAGGUCAUCUUUACCAGGUCAUCAAAAUGGGAGUUGAUGAUUAUGAGAGGAAAUGGUUUAAUGAAAAGAAAACUAAAAUCAUUGUGUCUUGGUAUGGUAAAACUCCCCUAAUUACUGUGGCUGAUCCAGAAAUAGCAAAGCAUGUCCUUGUGAAGGAUUUUCCCUACUUCCAGGACAGGCCAAGGAGGAUUUACACAAUGACACAGACACCUGUUAACAAAGGUGUAUUUUUCCAUUAUGGAUCACACUGGAAACGGAUUCGUUCCAUUUUAACUCCAACAUUUAGCACAGGGAAACUGAAGAUGACUACACAUGACAUAAACAGAUGUUCUGCAAAUCUGGCUGAUAAAAUGGAAAACAUGGCAAAAGCCAAAGAAAAUGUUGAAGUCAAACAGCUAUAUGGGGGUUUUACUCUGGACGCUAUAGCAGCGACAGCCUUUGGAUUGGAUGUAGACAGUAUUAACAAUCCAGACAGUUCUUUUAUCAAGAACAUCAAAGAAAUAUUCCAAAGAGGGAUGAAGCCAUGGAGAAGAAUUUGCAUCACACUUGCAAGUGUAUUUCCUAGCCUUUAUCCUGUUCUUCGUAUCUUCAACCUGACUUUCUUCAACAAGGAGAAUGUAGGGUUUUUUGUCAGACAAUGUCAAGCUAUGAUAGAAGACAGGAAAACCGAGUCAUCUGAGGUAUGUAGACAUGUUGAUUUUCUUCAACUUAUGGUGAAUGCUGAGUUAGAUGAUCAGUCAUUACAAGAUCAACAUAUCAACAGUGGACAGAAAAAAUUGACCAAUGAUGAGAUAAUAGGUCAGGCUUUCCUGUUUUUUGUUGCGGGAUAUGAAACCACUGCCAACACAAUGAACUUUGUUUCCUAUGAACUAGCCGUAAAUCAGGAAGUUCAAGACAGAGUGGUUCAGGAGAUAAAGGAUCAAAUUGGGAAGGAUGAACCUAAUUAUGAAAAUGUGAACAAACUACAGUACAUGGAACAAGUGAUUUUAGAGACGCUCAGAAUGUACCCUCCUCUACCUAGACUAACUCGUGAGAUAGGGGAGACAGUUGUGAUAAAAGAUUACACUUUUCUAAAAGGAGGCACCGUGGUGAUUCCAGUGUAUGGACUUCAUCAUAAUCCGGAUUACUGGCCAGAUCCAGAGAAGUUUGAUCCAGACAGAUUUGAAAAUUCCAAGAAUGUCCAGAACAAGUUUUACUACAUGCCAUUUGGACUUGGUCCAAGAAUGUGUUUAGGAAUGAGGCUGGCCAUGUUAGAACUAAAAAUAGCCCUGGUUCAUGUUCUCAGGAGGGUUCGAUUUGUUCCCUGUCAGGAAACUCAGAUUCCCUUGAAAGUUAUUACCAACAAGGGUCUCAUAACUGUGGAAAAACCAAUCAAGUUAGCAUUUGAGUUACGAGAUUGAGAAAUUUUACCAAGUUUAAAAAAAUUAUGAUAACCUAGAAUGUGGAGAAACAAUCCUUGUAAUUGACCAUAAAAGAGGUAUUAAACAGAAACCCCAUCUUUGUAGACUACAUAGAAAAGUACAGCAAAGACAAUUUGAAGCUGAUAGACUAAGAACAAAUGAAGAAAUUUAAAAAGGCAAAUUAUGGAAAAUUGAUAUGAAUAUAUUGGUGAUAUUAAUGAUAUUAAUCAGAAGUUUUUGAAGUUGAAAUUGUUUUAGUUCACCUGUGUCAAAGGCUCAAGUGAGCUUUAAUUUUCUGAUUGCAAUUUCGUCAUUGUUAUCUUAAACUUUGACAAAAACAACUGGGCCAAUUUCAAUCAGCCUUGCCACAGAGCAUCCUUAGUUGGAUUGUACAAAUUAAUUAAGGGCAACAUAGCCUCUUUGAAGGGGAGAUAAUUCAGAAAUAUUGAAAAUUUGAUUGCAUCUUUAAAUAUCUUUAAAAAUUUCAAACUUUUAGAAAACUUUUUUUUACAAAGUGUAGAUUAAAGUUUGUUCAGAUGAUGACUUCCGGGGGUAGGGCAUUGCCACAAUGUCGGAUCAAAGUUUUAAAUUGAAUACAUGUAUAUAAAUGUAUAUACAAAGCUUUUAAAAAUCUUCUCUAGAACAGCAAAGCCACAAUUAGUCUUAUUGAUAAUAAUCAUUGAAAAAUCUUCUGUUGAAAAAAAAAGAAGCAAUUAGCUAUAUUGAUAUGAAAGCAUCCUUAAGUAGUUUAAAAUACAAGACCCCCCCCCCCCCCCCAUCCAUAAACUUUUCAAUUAUGUACCGAUUUGUUCAUUUUCUUAGUUAAUAUACUCUGGUGAGUAUUGUAGCCUAUGGUCCUUCUUUUAUCUUUUUUAUGUCAAUCUGUGAAUUAUCAUAGCAGUUUUGUGUGCCAAAAUUCAAGGACAAUACUUAGCUGCAGAACUGUAGCGUUAUGGUUUUACGAUUGAAUUUGCAUUAAGGUACUUGAAGUGAUAACGUACAUGUACAUAUGCAUUUUUAUAGUUUAAUAUUAAUUAUCUUAUAUCGUAAAUAUGCACAUACUUACAAGUAUUUUUAAAAGAAUUAUAGAAGGUGAUAGUGGAAGUUGGGCAGUCAUGUAUUAGCCCUAUCAGUAUUUCUACGCAUAUCAAUGCCAAAAUAAGGUGUUUUAUUGCAUACAUUUGUUACAUUGUUUAUUAGGUCAUGAGGUUUUUAUCUUACAUUGUACAUGUAUAGGUAUUUCAUUGAACAAAAUAUUAAUUUGUUAGCAUAAUUCCAGAAACAUAUAUCUUUUAAAAUGUGUAUAUUUACAAUACAUGAACAAUAUGAGCUGUCAGCGUCAAUCCUGAACAAAAAUAUAUGUAUGUAUCUAUUUGUCAAAGUGUAUUUGUUCAUGAAAACUCAAAAAGGAUUCUUUUUUUGUCUACUUUGUUAUUCUGAAGUUGUCAGUAAAAUAACAAUGAGAAGUGUAUAUAAUAUAUGUGCAAAAUAAGGAAUAAUAGAAAUACAUGUAGCAUGCAGAUUUUCAUAAAACCUUCUUUAAAUUAAUAUC